CUCUGUUGGAGUGAACUUGUGGGUGGGGACUGGGGAGUAAAGGAAAGACCUGCAGUGCAUAUGUACGAUUUACGUUGUCGCAAUUUCUCUUGAGUUACAGAAACCUAGGUGCUCCUCACAAUGGAGAGCUAACAACUUGCUCUCAAGAGUGCCGUUGUGGUACCACAAGGACUAGCAAAAGAUAGUUUACGAUAGCUGGUCCUUAUUAAAAAUUGCCUUUCAAAAGGACCGUUGUAAUAGGCUACAGUCCCAUCCUAAACAGGUUUCAGGCAGAGUUUGUGGACAGUCAUGAAAACAUUAAUAAUCGGGAUUGGUGGGAUGACUAACGGAGGGAAGACCACUCUGAGCAAAGCUCUGCUGGAGCGAUUGCCCAACAGCUGUGUCAUGGCCCAGGAUGCGUUCUUUAAGGACGACAGUCUGGUUCCUGUGGAUAGCCAUGGAUUCAAGCAUGCUGUCAGCUCUACACAUGGACAGGAUGAUGGAGGAGGUAGAGGCCUGGCGUCAGGACCCGCGGGCCUUCAUGGCAUCUCGUCGUGGCGCUGGUCAUCUGCUCCCCCCUGCGGUUGAUCAGCAGGUGUUUGUGCUCAUCAUCGAGGGCUUCCUCAUCUUCAACUACAGGCCGUUGAAUGAAUUGAUGAACAGGAGAUACUUUCUGCAGAUCCCCUACAAGACUUGCAAGCAGAGACGGAGCUCAAGGGUCUACACCCCUCCUGACCCUCAGGGCUACUUUGACAGACACGUGUGGCCAAUGUACCUGAAGAACCGACAGGAAAUGGAGGAGAUGGUCGAAGACCUAGUUCUUUUAGAUGGUCUAUCUGAGAGAGAUGAGCUGCUGUCCAGUGUGCUUCGGGAUGUCACAGCAGACAUAGAAGCUCUCAGACAGAGAUGAGAUGAGAUGAGUCUGCCUCCGCUGGAGACCUGGAUGAGUGAGAUCAGAUGAGAGGAGAUGAGAUGAGAUGAGUCGAGUCGAGUCUUCCUCCGCUGGAGACCUGGGCUCCCUCAGGCUCAAACUGCACAUACAGCCAUAAACGUCAUCUCAACUUACGACCCACUAUGUUCACGUUUCUUAUCACAUAUUUUCUUCUAUCCUAUUUUUUUUCUUCAAUUCUUUUCUUAAUUUCUUACAAUUCAAUGUCAUUUCUUUCUCUCUGUCUUUCUCUCUCCCUCUUUUCUCUCUCUCUCUCUCUCUCUCUCUCUCUCUCUCUCUCCUGAUCUCUCUCUGAGCCAUGAUGGAGUCUAUUGAAGACUAUGGGUCAUUUGUGAUGGCACAUGUUCUGUUGGAGACCUGGAUGAGUGAGUUGAGUGAGUUGAGUGAGUUGAGUGAGAUGAGUCUUCCUCCACUGGAGACCUGUGCUCCCUCAGGCUCCUGGCAGUCUGAAGAGUCUAGAGAGGUGUCACUCGUGUUCAACACUGAUCCUCUGAGGGCAAAACCAUGCUCAUUCCCAGUAAAUAAGUGCAUUUUGUGAGAAACUAACAGACAUAUUUAGAUAAAGAAGUUGCAAUUUUUAAUAUGAUGUACAUGUAAUGUAGUGUCUGAUAGAGAAAUGUAAAACUCGAACUCUAAUCAAUAUGUAUGAUAGAAAUAAUUGUGAAUUUUUUUAUAAUCAAGUUUGUGUGUGUAUUAAUCAAUGCAUUUGUAUUAA
This is a messenger RNA of Clupea harengus (Atlantic herring), 1643 nucleotides long. RefSeq names its product nicotinamide riboside kinase 1 (gene nmrk1). The record is from RefSeq and is a predicted model, not a curated record. The transcript is spliced from 8 exons. Lineage: Eukaryota; Metazoa; Chordata; Actinopteri; Clupeiformes; Clupeidae. The coding region runs from base 395 to 889 and encodes 164 amino acids.